UUUACGCCGCAGAGUCUGCCCACACACUGUCUGUCUGGCCCAUCUUCCGAUUGUUUGUAAACACAAAAACGCGAGAGUAAUCAUCGAAAUAUGUUAUCACUGGUCAGCGACAACGACCGUGUUUACUACAAUCGUCGCAUUUUGUUUAGUAUAUUUUGAGCACACGAGCGCCAACCUGGCUCAGUCUGGGCUGAGCGUUUGAACGGGUAGGGAGGAGUCAUGGACAUCAACAGCUUCCCAAAUGAGGUGCUCUGUCGAGUGUUUGACUUCCUGGUUUGGAGCGAUAGAAAGCGAGUUUCGUUGGUUUGUAGACGAUGGAACGGGAUCAUCAACUCGGACCGAUAUCUGCGCCAGGGCAAGCUGGUUCUGUACAACUACUCGAAGGUGCAGUUCUUUUCGGGUGUCGAGGUGGGUCUGUUGAAUACACAGCGUAACAUUGAGUUUCACUCGAGUGCAAUGCUCGACACGGAUGAACUGUUGAUGACGGUGGCGGAGGCUUUCCCCAGUGGUGAUGCUGUGGCGGAAUGCGUUGAUCUGUUUCUGAGAUCGGACCAUGAACAGCUGUUUAGUUCUGUGAUAAUGAGCUUGCCAAAUUUGCAUCAGCUGAAAAGUUUGAGCAUUCUAGCGAACGAAGGAUUUAAAACGUUCACCAAUGGAUUGGAGAUUAAAAACGACAAUGUGCAAAAGCUGAAGCUAACGUUCUACCAGAACACCAACUGUCGAUUGAUUACACCAAAGCUUACCACGUUGAAUCUAGUUAUAAGGUACCCGAGCGAUAUAACCCUACUCAAUGCGAUCAGUCAUCAACUGAAAGAUCUAACAGUCAACUUCCAAAGCAAAGAUCUGGUAGCUAAACUGUUCUUUUGUAACUUUGAGAAGCUGGAGAGACUUCAUCUGUCUAUUGCCAACGACAAAUAUCUACCGUACAUGGUGACCCCGUCCGCUGUAAGCAACUGGAACGAAAUCAAACAAUUCACCGAAACCAUCAAAACCCUCAAAAUCCUGGAAAUCGUCGACAAGUGCAACAUGCUACGCCACACCUACCUGAAAGUCUUCGUCUACGCAGAAUCCCUCACUCACCUAACCGUAAACUACAUCAUCCUCGACUCCACCAUCCUGGAGUUCAUCUCCAACUUUAAGAAACUGCAAUAUCUCAACCUCGUCGGAUGCUCCACCGUUGGUGAACCAGUCACCCUCGACCUCCCAAACCUGCGCGAGCUCCUAAUGCCGUACAAACACUACUCCACCCUUCCCUGUGUAAAUCUCUCCCACCUGACCACCCUAUCCUACAGCAGUUCCCAGAAGAACCACGCCCAGUUCGUGCAGCAAAUAACCAAAACGUUCACCAACCUCAAAACUCUCAAGCUGCUCAACUUUGACUACGAACUGUCGCCGACUUGCUUCCAAUUCUUGGACCAACUCAAACACCUGGAAUCACUCACCAUCAGCGACAUGUCGGUCUCGAACCAACUCUUCACCAACUGUCCAACUCUGCUGACGCUGCAAAAGUUAAAGCUGUGGACGGUUGUUACGGAAAUCUCUCUGCUGGAACACCUCUCGAACAAAUUGCCCAACUUGUACAAGCUGAACAUUGACAACUGUUUCUUUUACAUUGUGAGUGAUUCGACGAGUCAGCUAACGUUCAACGAGUUGAGGAGGCGGCUGCCGCGCUGUAGGAUUUCCACCAUUGAUACGACCGUGUUUACCAACGAGCAGUACGAUCAGAAUCCGAUCUAUAUUCCGGGGUAGAGAGUUUGUGGUGGAGUGAGACAAGGUUCGCGAAAUAAUAGGUGCUAAAUUUAUUUUAGAGGGUUUUAACACGGUUAACUUUAGAGACUAUAAGAUUAAUAAUACUGCGUUUGUGAUAGAAUACAAUAAAGUUCUUUGAGUCCGUAAAAAAA
This is a messenger RNA of Culex quinquefasciatus (southern house mosquito), 1901 nucleotides long. RefSeq lists its product as uncharacterized. Gene Ontology annotation, biological process: SCF-dependent proteasomal ubiquitin-dependent protein catabolic process. The transcript has 3 exons. Gene Ontology annotation, cellular component: SCF ubiquitin ligase complex. Bases 220 to 1749 code for a protein of 509 amino acids. Lineage: Eukaryota; Metazoa; Arthropoda; Insecta; Diptera; Culicidae. Gene Ontology annotation, molecular function: protein binding. The record is from RefSeq and is a predicted model, not a curated record.